This is a messenger RNA of Salvia miltiorrhiza (redroot sage), 466 nucleotides long. Its product is annotated as stress-induced protein KIN1-like. The record is from RefSeq and is a predicted model, not a curated record. The transcript has 3 exons. Bases 98 to 289 code for a protein of 63 amino acids. NCBI's taxonomy places the organism in Eukaryota, Viridiplantae, Streptophyta, Magnoliopsida, Lamiales, Lamiaceae.
AUAAAUUGCAAUCCAAACAUCUCUCACAAUCAAUCACCAAUACAAGCUACGUACUCACUUUUCACACACUGCAAAUUUGUCUUGUUCUAUAAUCAGAAUGGAUAACGCAAGCUACCAAGCUGGACAGACCAAGGGCCAAGCUCAGGAAAAGGGUAACCAGCUGAUGGAGAAAGCUGGCAAUGCUGCACAAUCUGCCAAAGAAUCAGUUCAAGAGGCUGGACAGCAGGUGCAGGCUAAGGCACAAGGUGCUGUUGAUUCCGUCAAGGAUGCCGUUAACUCUAACAAGUGAGAGAGAGAUGAGAGAGCUAGCGUCUCCUGCUUCCCCCUAUUGUUAAAAUCAGUUUCUUUUGGUGUUUUGAUUUCAAGUUUGUGGUCUAUUUUUCUGUGUAUGUAACCCCUUUCCUGUUUAGGGAGGCAAGAGUCUCCUCAUCAAAGGAAGAUGAAUAAAAUAUUUUGAUGUCAGAAA